Messenger RNA from Lecanosticta acicola, 1070 nucleotides. NCBI's taxonomy places the organism in Eukaryota, Fungi, Ascomycota, Dothideomycetes, Mycosphaerellales, Mycosphaerellaceae. The record is from the annotation of a GenBank genome assembly.
AUGGGUUCUCAUCCAGACGCAGACUUGCAUCCUGUCGCCACGGGGCCGGCCAAGGCCAUUGUGGACGCUCACCAAGCUGAUCAGCCCCUCAAAUUGUACUCGGGAUGGUUGUAAGUCAAACACCUGGCUCGACACCACACGUACUCUCGCGCUAACUAGUGAAUGUAGUUGUCCCUUCGUCCAGCGCGCCUGGACCGUUCUCGAGGAAAAGAAGAUUCCAUACCAAUACAUCGAAGUCAAUCCAUACAACAAGCCCGAGAGUUUGAUCAGCUUGAAUCCGAGAGGUAACCAAAAAGAACGUUUUUUUCUUGUAGACUACUACUGACGACCGAACCUCGAAAGGUCUGGUACCGACAUUACAAUACGAGAACAAACCUCUGUUUGAAAGUACGGUCAUAUGCGAGUUUCUCGAAGAAGCCUAUCCAGAUCAUGGACCGCAUCUGCUGCCCAAGGAUCCGUAUGAUCGAGCGAGGACAAGGUAUGUUCGCCCCCUUCUACUCUCUCAACCAUUCAGUUCAGAAACACUAAUUUAUCAAAUUCGGUGGGAUGAAGAAUCUGGACGGAUUUCUGUACUUCGAGAAUCAUCCCCGCUUUCCAUCGCUUCUUGCAAUUCCAACCCGUGAGCGAUAAGAAAGGUCUCGAGGGAACUCGACAGGAAUUCCUCGCGAAAUUGAAAGAACUCACAAAGGAAAUGGAUAACAAGGGGCCGUUCUUUUUCGGAGCGGAACCGUCUCUUAUUGAUUUCGUUGUGGCUCCUUGGAUCGUACGUCUCUUUCUGCUCCCCCAAGUCCCCUUUGCUUACGUGGAUACUCAUGUUGGAACAGAUGCGCCUCUGGGUCUUCGAUCACUAUAAGCAAGGACUCGACAUGCCUGCCCCGGGCCAAGGAGGCGAGGACGAAAAUACCUGGGCAAGGUUGAGGACGUGGAUGAAGGCAUUGGAGCAGAGACCCAGUAUUAGGGAUACGACGUCGGAGAAGGAAAAUUAUCUGCCGAUUUACCAGCGGUAUGCGGAUGAUCGGGCGCAGAGUGAGUUGGCGAAGGCCACGAGGACGGGGAGGGGGGUUCCGUGA